GCCAGGCUAAUUCGUUCGUGCGAUCAACUCACCAUUUUGUAGAAUGACUUCACCAGAUCCUUCCCUAGUUUCGGAGCUUACUGUAAAGGUCGCAAAUCAGGCAGCCCGAUAUGCGGACUUUUUGAAAUCUGGAGAGAACGACCAAGCUCCAGUCGUUGCUAAACAGCUCUCUGAAACCCGACUCGAGCUUCUUGGUUCCACUCGAGACCUUCACAAUAUCGUGCAAGGACCAUUUGACUAUGUUCGGGACGAACUGGCUGGCCAUUGCAACCUGAUCUAUCUUCAUGCUGUGUACAAGUUCAAUCUGCAUAAAGUCGUGCCUCUCGAUGGAGACAUCUCCUAUCAAGAACUGGCACGCAUAUGCAAAGUCGAAGAAGACAAGCUUCGUCGGAUUAUCCGCUUCGCCAUUACAAGACGCUUCUUCCAGGAGAAACGUGAGGGCUAUGUCAGCCACACUGCGGAAUCGAAAGUUAUCAUAAGCAAACCAGAAAUGUUCGAUUACGUCGGCACAAUCUGUGAAGAGAUGUGGCCUUCUGCCAUACAGGCUGUACCCGCUAUGAUCAAGUGGCCUGGGUCCGAAGAGCGAAAGCAUUCGGGCUCUGCUCUUGCCAAUGGUAGUGAGCUUGCUAUGUUUGACAUACUCAAAGAUCACCCUGAACGGGCGGCAAGAUUCUCGCGCUUCAUGAACAUGUUCAGCUCGGCUCCGUUCUUUCGUUUCGAUUUCCUCUGUGACGCGUAUGACUGGAGCAAUGUGACUAAGAUGGUUGAUGUCGGUGGAGGACACGGUGGACAAGCUAUUGCACUCGCCCAGAAAUUUACAUCUCUACACUGCGUCGUCCAAGAUCUUGCAGUCAUUGACACCGAAAACGAAGCCUCAGAGAGAAUUCCUGUUGAACUCCGGAGCAGGGUCGAGUUUCAGGGCCACAACUUCUUUUCGGAACAGCCUAUCAAGGAUGCAGAUGUCUAUCACUUCCGCUGGAUUUUCCACGACUGGUCAGACAAGGAUUGUGUAGCGAUUCUCCGGGCUCUUAUUCCAGCUCUUAAACCCGGCGCGAAGGUCAUCAUAUCCGAAGGCGUCAUUCCACGGCCUGGAACAGUAUCUCGCUACGUAGAAGGGACCAUGAGAGUUAUGGAUCUUGUGAUGAUGGAACUAAAUAACGGCAAAGAACGAGAUAUGAUUCAAUGGAAGAAUCUGUUUGAGACUGCCGACGAACGCUUCAGUCUUGAGGCUGUCAAGAAAGUAGAGGGAUCCAGAUUGUCAUACAUCAUAUACAACUGGACUGGCUAGACGAAUGCCAUGAUACGAUUCAUGGACUAAUCGAUUCAUCGCGUGAAAGGUUGCUAGAAGAGCUUGUGUAUGGGCAUAGAGUGUUAACCAUGAGCUGCAUGAUAGCUGUUUCGAACAUUGUAGUACGAUGGCGUUGUACACGAGGAAUACAAAAAAUUUCACAAAACCC
Messenger RNA from Pseudovirgaria hyperparasitica, 1457 nucleotides. Its product is annotated as O-methyltransferase. Gene Ontology annotation, molecular function: O-methyltransferase activity. Bases 44 to 1288 code for a protein of 414 amino acids. The transcript is spliced from 5 exons. Lineage: Eukaryota; Fungi; Ascomycota; Dothideomycetes; Acrospermales; Acrospermaceae. The record is from RefSeq and is a predicted model, not a curated record.